UUCAACACAUCUCGAUAAGAACAUUAAGACGAAGAAUUUGAUCCAACCAUAAAUGAUCUCGACUUCGACCAUGGCCGAACUCGAGUCGUGUUUUCACCUGAAUACUCCUAUCCUUCUUGAGUUUGUUCAUUGGAGCUUAUCUCGUGUUACGGAUGGGCCACGAGCUGAGGUAGGUCAUUGGUCCAGGCGAUAAUGAAACUGUGGGUCCCUGGUUGUCGGCCAAUGGAAGAGUGCCAUUUUCUGUUUGAUGGUUGGUUAGUCCGUUUCUUCAUCCAUCUCUUCUUUAACCCUCUUCUUACCGUCGUCUCCACUGUCAACGUGUACAGUAUCCUCUUUUUAACCUUCUUUUAAGCGAAGGGGAACGGAGCCUCCUCCCUUGGGACGACGAUGAAGCGUUCUCGGGGUGGGGGCAGCGCAACGGCGGCAGAUCGGGAGGUGCCGCUGAGUCAGAAGGCGGUCAAAUUAGUCGGGAACGUGUGCUUCUCGCUCUUCGUGCUCUCCGUGCUCAUCUUCACCAUCGUCUCCAUCACCUACCAACCCCCCGACCCCUGGUUCGACUCCCCCAAGGCCAUCAUCUCGAAGUCCCUCGCCGCCACCCUCCCCAACGCUACAUUCCGCACCGACGACUCCGUCCUCCAAACCGGCGAGGACCUCGUCCCCCUUACGGCUGCCGAUAACUCGACUACUGCCAUAGCUGAUGAUGACAACGCCUCCUCCGCUGCCAUAGUCCUCCCAUCUCUGGCGCCGGACUGCGACCCCGACGCUCCGCUUAACUGCUCCGACCCCCGCGUCCUCGCUGCGAUCCAGCGCUUCAAUACCCGUAUCUUUCAUCGCUCUAUCAUAUUCCUCAGCUAUGAGACGCCCGUAUCUGGAUCCGCCCCCUGGGAGUGCGACGCUGCCUGGCGCUUCCGCAACCACCGCGAGAAGUCCUGGCGACGCUACAAGGACUACCGCCGCUUCCGCCUCGCCCCCGCUGACAACUGCACCUACGAGGUUGUCUCCGCCGGAAAAUUUCGCUCCGGCGUCAACGCGGCCCCCAAGCCUCCACUGCGGCGCCAGUCUUCGUCCCGGGCCCCUCCCUCCCAAAUCGCGGAUGCCGAGAUCAACGACACGAUCCCGACGCUCGGAUCUGAAUCAAACUUCCGAAAAGGGAAAUAUCUCUACUACACGCGCGGUGGCGAUUACUGCAAGGGGAUGAAUCAGUACCUGUGGAGCUUCCUUUGCGCCCUCGGCGAGGCCCAGUUCUUGAACCGGACGUUUGUGAUGGAUCUCAACGUCUGUUUGGCUGCCACUUACAAUCCCAGUGGCCGGGAUGAGGAGGGUAAGGAUUUCCGAUACUACUUCGAUUUCGAGCAUCUCAAGGAGUCGGCAUCGGUGGUGGAGGAGAGUGAAUUCUUGAGGGAUUGGCAACAAUGGGAUCGUGCCACAAGCCGAAAGGCUGGCGGCAAGAUCAGCGUCCUCAAGGUGCCGACGUACAAGGUCACGCCAAUGCAGCUCAAGAAGGACCCAAGCACCAUCAUCUGGAGGCAGUUUGACGGGCCAGAGCCCGAGAAUUACUGGUACCGUGUGUGUGAGGGUCGGUCUGCUAAGUACAUUCAGCGGCCAUGGGAAGCAAUUUGGAAAUCCAAGCGGCUGAUGAACAUUGUGUCGGAGAUCGCAGGACAGAUGGACUGGGAGUAUGAUGGCAUCCAUGUGGUCCGUGGCGAGAAGGCCAGGAACAAGGAACUGUGGCCUAAUUUGGAUGCAGAUACUUCUCCUGAGGCCCUGGUGCAGAAGCUAACAAAGGUGAUACAUCAAUGGAGGAAUCUCUAUAUUGCCACGAAUGAGCCAUUCUAUAACUACUUUGAUAAACUGAGAUCACACUAUAAGGUGCAUUUGCUUGACGAUUACAAGGAGAUGUGGGGAAACACUAGUGAGUGGUAUAAUGAGACGAUGGCUCUAAACAAUGGCCACCCUGUGGAGUUUGAUGGGUACAUGAGGGUUGCAGUGGAUACAGAGGUGCUCUAUAGGGCAAAGAAUCGGGUGGAAACAUUCAAUAAUCUAACAAGGGACUGUAAGGAUGGUAUUAACACAUGCUAGUAAUGAUAUGGUAAAAAGUUUGGAGGCCGAGAAGGAUGUGGAUAUUCUCCAUUUUUGUGUGAGUUCAUAGUCAGGUAAGUGUUGAGGUUCCUGCAUUGUCCAUUUUAAUUUGGAGUUGAGAUAUUCAGCAGUUUCAAUUUCUAUCUUGUUCUAUCUUUUUUUCCCUUUAGCUUCCUUGUCAUAGCAUAUCUCAUUUUUUGGUAAUACAUAUAUCAGUAAGUGUCCUGUUACUGUCAUAUGACAUUUUGAAAUAUUCACAUAUUUUUUUCUCAUUCUA
Messenger RNA from Musa acuminata subsp. malaccensis (wild Malaysian banana), 2356 nucleotides. RefSeq lists its product as uncharacterized. Lineage: Eukaryota; Viridiplantae; Streptophyta; Magnoliopsida; Zingiberales; Musaceae. The record is from RefSeq and is a predicted model, not a curated record. Gene Ontology annotation, cellular component: Golgi apparatus.